Messenger RNA from Penicillium cinerascens, 267 nucleotides. RefSeq lists its product as uncharacterized. The record is from RefSeq and is a predicted model, not a curated record. NCBI's taxonomy places the organism in Eukaryota, Fungi, Ascomycota, Eurotiomycetes, Eurotiales, Aspergillaceae. Bases 1 to 267 code for a protein of 88 amino acids. The transcript has 2 exons.
AUGAAGAAGGGUCAUGCGACAUCAGCAGCAGCUCGAACUCGCGAAAACCAACGGCGUUCUCGCACGCGGCGCAAGGAAACGCUAGAGAAGGAUCAAAGGAGACUCGCACGAGGCGAAGAAAAUAGACAGAAGCACACCAUUAUUGGUGGGCAGGGAAAACAAAGCGAACAGAAAGCAAUUGUAUUGUGGUUAUGGAGAGAAGAGAAGAAGGAAAGCAAGAAGAACAAGAGGCAAGCACUGAUCUUGGCAACAGAGAACAUUACCUGA